Messenger RNA from Drosophila yakuba, 994 nucleotides. RefSeq lists its product as uncharacterized. The record is from RefSeq and is a predicted model, not a curated record. The transcript has 4 exons. The coding region runs from base 150 to 890 and encodes 246 amino acids. Lineage: Eukaryota; Metazoa; Arthropoda; Insecta; Diptera; Drosophilidae.
ACCGGCGAGCAGCUAGCAGUUUAAGUUCUCAGCUUCGCGUUGACGGACGUUCGAGCAAGUGGAUAUCUUUAGUUUCCGACUCCGUUGCGUGUUGAUCCGUUGCAGAUUGAGAUUCAUAUUCCGGAUAUUCUUGCCUGUUCUUGAGUGAAAUGAAUAAAGCGGUGUGCCUAGUAUUUGUGAUCCAAGCGCUGAUGAUAGUGCAGGCUGAGAGCCCACCCUACAUCAAAAAAUGUCAAAGGAACGACCCCAAAUUGGUGGACUGCUUCAUUGGAGCUAUUGAACACCUUAAGCCAUAUUUGGCCAGUGGCAUUCCUGAUAUUCAGCUGCCCUCUGUGGAGCCCUUCAAGAUGGACACCCUGGCCUUGCAGUUAACAGAGGGUCCCCAGGGCUAUAAAAUCACGUUAAAGAACAUGGAGGCCUUCGGGGCGAGCAACUUCAAGGUGACAUCCCUAAAACUGAGCGAAGGAAGUGAGCCCUUCAAGGCGAAAAUCGUAAUGCCCAAGCUAAAGAUUGAGGCUAAAUACACGAGCUCCGGAGUCCUUCUGAUCCUGCCAGCCUCCGGAGGGGGAGACUUCCACGCUGACUUCGAAGGUGUAAGUGCCGAUCUCACAGGAAAGACGUCCAUUCACGCUUCCAAGGGCGCAAACUACCUCCACAUCGAUGCACUUAGUUUGGUUCUGGAUGUAAAGGAUGUGAAAAUGAGCAUCUCGGGUGCCUUCAACAACAACCGAAUUCUGUUGGAGGCCACCAAUCUGUUUCUACGGGAAAACUCUCAAGUCGUUUUGGAGGCUAUGCAGGCUCAAUUGCAAAAAAAAUUGGCUAGCGAGUUUGGCAAGCUCGCCAACCAGCUCCUGAAAAACGUUCCUGUAGAGCAAUUUUACGUGGAUUAAGCCUUAAUCCUUUAGAUGGUAGUUCGUUAGUCUUAGGAAUUUUGUAUUUAAUUCUAAAUUACACUCCAAUGCUAGACCAAGUAUUAAAUUGUAUAUGGUGUAAA